Messenger RNA from Eremothecium sinecaudum, 1098 nucleotides. It is a transcript of the gene LEU2, whose product is annotated as 3-isopropylmalate dehydrogenase. NCBI's taxonomy places the organism in Eukaryota, Fungi, Ascomycota, Saccharomycetes, Saccharomycetales, Saccharomycetaceae. Gene Ontology annotation, cellular component: cytosol. Gene Ontology annotation, molecular function: magnesium ion binding; NAD binding; 3-isopropylmalate dehydrogenase activity. The record is from RefSeq and is a predicted model, not a curated record. The coding region runs from base 1 to 1098 and encodes 365 amino acids. The transcript has a single exon. Gene Ontology annotation, biological process: L-leucine biosynthetic process.
AUGGGAUCGUCGAAGAAAAUUGUAUUGCUCCCUGGGGACCACGUAGGUCCUGAAGUGGUUGCUGAAGCUGUUAAGGUUUUAAAGGUCGUUAGUGACUUGUCAGCUGACAAGAAACUUACAUUUGAGCACCAAUUGGUUGGUGGGGCGGCUAUUACAGCAACUGGAAAGCCGCUUCCAGAGGCUUCACUAGAAGCUGUGAAGACUGCGGAUGCGGUAUUAUUAGGAGCCGUCGGAGGGCCUGAAUGGGGCGUUGGAAGCGUUCGCCCCGAACAGGGACUCUUACAAUUGAGAAAGGAGUUGGGAUUGUAUGCCAAUCUUCGUCCUUGCUCUUUCCCUUCGGAAUCUCUUGUUGAUCUUUCUCCAUUAAAAGCAGAUCUGGUGCGGGGCGCAGACUUUACUGUAGUGAGGGAAUUAGUUGGCGGGAUAUAUUUCGGAGAACGUCAAGAGGAGUCAGGCGAUGGGGUUGCAUGGGAUACGGAGUCCUAUUCAAUUCCUGAAAUUGAGCGCAUUGGCCGGAUGGCCGGUUACCUUGCUUUACAGCAUGACCCACCACUUGCUGUGCAUUCUGUUGACAAGGCUAAUGUCUUAGCUUCGUCACGUUUAUGGCGGAAAACAAUGGACGCGCUUUUCAGCAAGGAGUUCCCUCAGGUAACGCUUCACCACCAGUUGGUGGACUCCGCUGCAAUGUUGCUUGUUAAGUCCCCUCGUGUUUUCAAUGGUAUCGUUGUCACUAGCAACAUGUUUGGGGAUAUUCUCUCAGACGAAGCGUCAGUGAUUCCAGGUUCUAUUGGAUUGUUGCCAUCCGCGUCUUUGUCAAGCUUACCAGACAAAGGUGAAGCAUUUGGACUUUACGAGCCAUGCCAUGGCUCUGCUCCAGACUUGCCCCGUGGUAAGGUCAACCCAGUUGCUUGUAUCUUGUCUGCAGCAAUGAUGUUGAAAUACUCCCUUGGAAUGUCUAAGGAAGGGCAGGCAAUUGAAGAGGCUGUAAAAGAAGCCAUUGAUUCCGGAAUCAAAACCUCUGACUUACACGGCUCUAGUUCGACCUCUGAGGUCGGAGAUGCGGUUGCAGAAGCCGUCAAGCGGAUUUUAUCAAAUUAG